GUUGUGGCUUCAUUACAACAAGGUCACACAGGCAGGAGGCAGGCAGGCGCGGAGGGCGCUUUGGUCAGUUUAGUUGCCGCCACCGCAACGCAACAACAAGGGCCCUCAUAACUGGCAGACGAGAACUAAGAGUGGACUUGUAUGUCCGUGUAUUCUACAUACUUGAUAGGCACACUGGUCUGGUCUGCAGGCAGGUGUGCAUGUCUGUCUGUGAAGUUGUUUUCCCAGCGAGACACAUGUGUCUGUCUGUCUGCACCGACUGGUGGGAUGGGUGGAUGGCGUGGCCGUGGACGUGCGAGAGUUGGACGAACUGCAAUUGAUGAAUGAGGCCAGGUCCGUCCGGUGUGCAUACUUACAUGUCCAUCAGCCACACAGAUCCAUCCAUCCACAGAGACGCAGACAGGUGUUAGUCAGUCAGUCAGUCAGUCAGUACAAGCAUCAACACACACCAACACCAACAAACAGCACGACAGACAGACAGACAAACAGACGCUGUGCGUGCGCUUCUCAGCACGCUUCAUGCACCUUCAUCUCCCGUCGUCGCUUCUUUUUCUGUUCAUGCCAUCUGUCGGCCUGGCCGCAGUGAUGGGUCUCCGUCAGGAUGGGGAUGCCAACCUGACGGAGACCCUCCAUUCAGGCAAUCCGACAGCUGACAUGGAACGGAGACGGACAAGCCAUUGCGAUCCCCCCCACACACUUGCUGCCUCUGCCUGCCCAUCGUCACCCACCCAAUGUCACGUACCUUACUACAUCCCUGCCUGCCUGCCGCGGCUACUGCUGCAUCCACCUAGCUACCAACAUGCAUAUGCCCCCACCGGGGGUGCAGUGAGUGAGCGGUAAAGCCCUCAAUCGUUCAACCAGCCAACCAGCCAGCCAGCCAGCCAGCGACCAGUCUACCACGAGACGCCAAGCCAGAACCAGCGGACUCACCAUAAGCUCAUCAUUCAUAAUAAAAGCAACGAGCCCAGCCCCCCUCCCCUCUCUCGCGCGGGGCGCCCCUUCGUCACUCACGCAGUCCAUCAUUGUUUGCUUAAAAGCGUCUGUCUUUGUUACGCACACAGACACCUACCCACCCACUUACCAUACGCUCGAUCGUGUACAUGUAAAAAGACCGCCCAUGCCGUGCAUGCCAUGCCAUGCAUGCCUCACCCCAUCCACCACACCACACACAUGGGGAGGGGAAUCUGAAAUAAAUAAAGGACAACCUACGCACUCUACAUGCACACACGCCUCGCCUCGCCCCGCCUCGCCUCGCAGUAAGCAAGCAAAGUCGCAGUAGUAAAGCAGGAGGGCCAUUGAUUGAUUCAUUCACUCACUGUACACAUCCAUCGAUCGGCACCCAACCCACACAAUCGCCCGCCCGGACACGCAGCCACAUGUAUGUAGCACAAAACAACGGGCCGGCCGAUGAGACAUGAAGUCAAUGAGGGGGUGGCGUCACAUGAAUGACAUGACGUGAUACGCACGAUGAAAGACAAGAAGAAGAAAUGACGGUCAUGUGUUGUGUAUAUAGUGCACCCAGCCAGCCCAGCCCAGCCAGGAUGUAUUGCUUGUAUCAUCGUGUGUGUACUAUAAAGGACAAAUACCACGCAACGCAACGCAACGUACCACACCACACCACACCCUCCCCACCCUCCAUCCAUCCCUCCCUCCCCCUCUGCCACCUGUCUACUCUACUCUACACACUCCCAAGGCUGCCGAGUGUCCCCUCGGUUCUCGGCGACACAUUCAGGUUGGUCCCCGUCUCCACCACCAUCGACCCAGGCAGCGACGAAGACACAUUGUCGUCCCCCAGUAAGGACGGUGCCUUGCCGGUGUCGCCAUCCGCCGGGGUGCUCUGCACGAGCCGCUCCACCUCGGCCGCGGUGGCCCGCCCGCUGUUGGCUGGGAGGGUGAGGUUGCGCCGGGUCGAUCGGGCGGUGGUCUCGGUGUCCUCGUAGUCGUGCUCGCGGCCGUUCUCACGGUCACGGAAGGAGAGGGUUCGGCUCUUGCGCGUGAUGCCACAGAUGUCGCGCAUCGAGGCAUCGGGCGGGGCCUCGUUGACCUGUACGUACAGAAAUGGGGAGAGGGGAUGUGCACUCGUGCAGUGCAGUGGGUGGGUCUGGUCUAUGAGUGUGUGUAGGUUACCUCCUUGUCAACGAUUGCGGUCAUGGCGGCCUGUGCCUCGGUGUUGUCCUCGAUACCCUGCAGGAACUCGUUGUAGUCUAUCGUGCCGUUGCCGUCCUUGUCGAAACUGCUGAUCAACGCCUCGAUGUCACCCUGCACACACACACACACACACACGCAAAGCCACACGUGCGUCUCUCGCGUGUGUGUGGGGUAUUGGAGUGGUGUGUUGUGUCGACCACCGUGUGUCUGACCUUGAAUCCUUCGCCCAGGACGUGUUUGAGCUCCUCGGCCGAGAUGGUGCCGCUGCCGUCGAGAUCGAACUUGCGGAAGAGGCGCUUGACGGCCCCCUCGUGCAGCUUGACGCGUGUGUAAAGCAUGGCGGCGAUGAACUCGGUGUACUCUAUCUCGUUGUCACCCGUGUCGUCCAAUGCGCUGUAGGAUCGACACUCACACCCAGAAAGGGGAAUGCACUAAUGUGUUCGGUGGAUGGAGUGCUAUCUCUCUCUCUCUCUCUCUCUGUGUGUGUGUGUGUGUGUGUGUGUACUCGAAUAUUUGUUCGAUCUCUUCGUCUGAGAUCUUGAGGUGCUCGAGACACACCGACUUGAAGUCUUCCAAGGUGAUGGUGCCCGUCUCUGGGGACAGCACAGAGACAUUCACACGCACAUCCACACAGCCACAUCCACAGCUGUAUGCGGUGCACCUGCCUCUCUGCAAGGAAUAUAUAAGUGGUGGGUGGAGGUCACUCACUCCCUUUGUCGAAGGCGAAGAAGAGGUUGCGCACUUCGUCGAUCUCAUCCGACGUCAGCGCGUAGGCCAUGACCGUCAUGCACGCACGCUUCAACCGCUUCAUGCCCGAAAAACUGACGACAGACAGACAGGCCACACACCAUCCACACACUCUCCCUCCCUCCCUCCGUCCCUCUAUCUGUCUGUCUGUGUCCCUCGCUCCGCUCACUUUUUGAUGGCCUGCAGGGCGUUCUUGAGUUCGCCGCCAGGAGCCGCUGCGUUGUCGGCGUCGACGCUCUCGACACGCUUGAGGUCGUGGCGCGACAUGGUGGCCAUCCAGGGGUGCUUGAGGGCCUGCUUGGCGGUCAUGCGGCGGGUGGGGUCCAUGCUGAGACACUUGCGGACGAAGUCCUUGGCCUCGAAACUCACUGACUUCCAUCUGAAUGAACCACACACACAGAGGGACGGACAGAGAGAGAGAGAGAGAGAGAGAGAGAACCAAUGGCGUGUAAGGAGGAGAGGGGUGUUUUGUUACUAAGUUACAUUGAGGAUCUCAUGGAGUAUGCGCCUUGUCUGAUGAGUUUGAGGGUCUCCUUCUUGCUUUCGCCGAUGAAGGGCGGGACACCCGCCAGCAGCAUGUACACAAUCACACCCAUCGCCCACAUGUCCACAGCUACACAACAGACACACCAUACCAACAUACACACCCACACACCACACCACACACAAACAAACAAACAACCAGGGUUAGGCAGCCAGCCAGGCGCCCAUGAUUGUGUGUGUGCGUCUGUGUAGUCACCCGUCGCGUAGUCGCCUCUGAGUGUUUCUGGCGCCAGGUAGUAGAGAGUGCCGACGAUCUGCAUCGUGUCCGAUGGGCGCAGGUCCAGGUAGCGCUUGCUGAACCCAAAGUCGAUCAACUGCAGACACAAUGAACCACACACACACACAUCUCUCCUACAGACGCUCUCCACACACUUUAGUGUGUGUCCUGGAUCCAUGUGACGGCCGUCACUUGACUUGCCUUGAGUUUUGCGUCUGGUUCUUUGGACUCGUAGAGGAAGUUCUCCAGCUUGAGGUCGCGGUGGAUGAUCUUCCGGUGGUGCAGGUACGCCACAGCCUGCACAUACACACACGCAUAGCAUAGCAUAGGGGCAGAUCGAUGGAUCCAUCACUCGCAGAUAUGACGAUUCUGCGUGUGCCGAUGUGACUGACUGACUGACGCCCCGCACCCACCCACCAGGAGCAUCUCGUAUGUGGCUCUCUGUGCGUCCUUUUCGGUGUAGUUUCUCUUCUUGCUGAGCCGAUCGUACAGCAUGCCGCCCGCCAUGUACUCCAUCACCAAAUACAAAUUGUUCUCGUCCUGGUUGACGGAGAACACACACACACGCACACACACACUCAGGGGCCUGAUUGGAUGCCGUCACGCCUCUGUCUGUCUGUCUGUCUGUCUGUCUGUCUGUCCCUGUGUGAGUGAGUGGCUGGCUGACCUCGAAUACGUCGAUGAGUCGGGCUAUGUUGGGGUGGUCUAGGUCGAGGUAGAGUAUGGCCUCGUUCUUGAGCAUCGUCAUGGCCUCCUCGUCGGCGCCGCUCUUCUUGAAAGACUUGACGGCGAACUGUUUGCCGUCACCCUUGGACCUCACCAGCUUCACAGGACCGCUGAACCCUGCCCUGCGCACACACACACACGAGCAGAGGAUCAGUGUGUCUGUUUCUGUCAUGCGAUGGAUGGAUCUACAUGGCAGACUGACUGCCUUACCCGAGGACCUUGUCGAGCGGCUCAUAGUGGUCCCAUAUGCUCCCCACACUCACGCGCGAGCCAAGGUAGUAUGGGUAUCGCCCCUUGCUGGCGCUCUUCUUGGCGCCGCUCUCCUUGAUCAGUCGCGCUGUCCGCAGGCGGCUCUCACGCCGCUCGUACUCCUCAGUCGUGAGCUCCUCCUGCCUGCUGCAGCACGCACCCAUGACCGAACCGACAGACUCGGGUCUGGAUCUCUGUCGCCGGGGCAGUCAAAACCUCUCAGAUCUUCCGACCGAGGUGAUCGCUGGUACGCUCACUGGAUGCAGGGAGGGAGCUGGCGGGAGAUCUUG
Messenger RNA from Vitrella brassicaformis, 4920 nucleotides. NCBI's taxonomy places the organism in Eukaryota, Vitrellaceae. The record is from the annotation of a GenBank genome assembly.